Colletotrichum godetiae is the source of this 858-nucleotide messenger RNA. RefSeq lists its product as uncharacterized. The record is from RefSeq and is a predicted model, not a curated record. Lineage: Eukaryota; Fungi; Ascomycota; Sordariomycetes; Glomerellales; Glomerellaceae. The transcript is spliced from 6 exons. The coding region runs from base 1 to 858 and encodes 285 amino acids.
AUGCUCAGGGACCCCUUAUUUUUGGGCUUUGCUGGGCUUUGCAUGGGACUUUGCAUAGCAAAUCUGCGACCCGGGGCGGGCUGGCUGCCAGGCGGGCUAACCCAAGGGGGGAAAGCAUGCAAGCAUGGGACAGCCAUGGUGCGGUUCGGUGCGGUACCGAUGGCGAAAGGAGCGACAGAGUCGAGGAUUGCGCAAUCGGAUGUGGUUCUGAUGCCAGAGACGUGUGUAAUUUUGGAUAUGAUGCGCAAUGCGCCUCUAAGACUUUCUGUGUCUGGUUUGACUUUUAAUUCUAUUGGCACGACCAUUUUGGAGAAAAACAAGCGCAACAAGAGCACCAAAGGAGGAAAAGCAUGGAGAUUUUGGGCCAGAAACUUGGGGCUAACGACAAAGGAUGGAUCGUCCGUCCAUAUUGGUCUUGGAGAACGGAUGGUCAAACCUACCUAUGGUAAGGUAAGCCGUAGGGCUAGCAAAAAGGGUGGGUUGGAUGGUUUGGCAACUUUGGUCAGGUUCUGGGGAGGGGGGAAAAGAAACAGUAGAGUUUGUGGGAGCUCUCAAGGCUGGCAGAGUUGUGCUCUAUCACACCGAAACUAUUGGCCGACAACUUUGCACAUCGGCAGGCUGGCGUACCCCGGCAUCAACGAUCAACGUACCGGCGGGCAAAUAUCCACCCCAACAAUGCGGCAACGUGAGGUGAAGGUGAAGGUGGGUGUCAUUGUCCAGCCCGUGUUUCGGAGACGCUUCCUCACUCGCUUUCAAUUUCACAGUCGCUUUCGACUAGGUAUCAACAGCAACCAGACGAUCUGGCACGACGUAACUUUCGGAACGGCCCCUCCAUCUCAUUUCACUGCCGCCCCUUGA